Microdochium trichocladiopsis is the source of this 1719-nucleotide messenger RNA. RefSeq names its product alkaline-phosphatase-like protein. Lineage: Eukaryota; Fungi; Ascomycota; Sordariomycetes; Xylariales; Microdochiaceae. The transcript has 2 exons. The coding region runs from base 1 to 1719 and encodes 572 amino acids. The record is from RefSeq and is a predicted model, not a curated record. Gene Ontology annotation, molecular function: sulfuric ester hydrolase activity.
AUGGCGCCUGACAUUGACUCGAUCCCUCACCUCUCGGCCGGGUCCUCCACUGGCCGGGCCCAUCCGUCGGCCUCCAAGCCAAUCGCAACCCCUUCUGCCAACAUGAACGCGGAUGGCAAUCCAAAGCAGCCCAACAUACUUUUCAUCAUGGCUGAUCAGCUGGCUGCCCCCCUGCUCAAAAUGUAUAACCCAGACUCGCGGAUCAAGACCCCCAACCUGGAUGCUCUGGCGGCCCGUUCUGUGCAGUUCGACUCGGCAUACUGCCCGUCCCCUCUCUGCGCCCCUUCACGCAUGAGUCUCAUUACGGGCCAGCUGCCAAUGAAAAUCGGCGCCUUCGACAAUGCCUCGCAAAUCGCCAGCGAGGUGCCCACCUAUGCUCACUACUUGCGCCUCAAGAACUAUCACACCGUCCUGGCCGGCAAGAUGCACUUUGUCGGUGACCAGCUUCAUGGCUACGAAACCCGUUUGACUAGCGAUAUCUACCCGGGUGACUACGGCUGGGCUGUCAACUGGGAUGAGCCUGACCGUCGUCUCGAGUGGUACCACAAUGCCAGCUCGAUUCUGCAGGCGGGUACCUGUGUUCGUAGCAACCAGCUCGACUACGACGAGGAGGUCAUGUACCGCUCUACCCAGUUUCUGUACGACCAGGUUCGAGAAGGCACCGAUCGGCCUUUUGCCCUAACAGUUUCUCUGACGCACCCCCAUGAUCCCUACACCAUUGAGGAGAAGUACUGGGAUUUGUACGAGGAUGUCGAAAUCGACUUGCCGAAGGUCAAGAUCCCCAAGGACGAACAGGACCCUCACAGCAAGCGCCUGAUGAAGGUGACGGACGUAUGGGACGAGAACUUUUCCGACGAGCAGAUCAAGAAGGCUCGCCGCGCUUACUACGGCGCCGUCAGCUAUGUGGACGAUUGUAUCGGGAAGCUUUUGAACACCCUCAAGAAGUGUCGUCUCGACGAGAACACCAUCGUCGUCUUCAGCGGUGACCACGGCGAUAUGCUCGGCGAGCGUGGCCUCUGGUACAAGAUGAGCUACUUUGAGUCCUCCGUGCGCGUGCCGCUGCUCAUCUCGCACCCGAAGCGCUUCGAGCCCCACCGCGUCAAACAGAAUGUUUCGACCUUGGACAUCCUCCCGACUCUCUGUGAUCUGGUCGGCACCAAGCCCAUUGCGGGCCUUCCGAUGGACGGGAUCAGCAUGCUGCCACACCUCGAGGGCCGUGAAGGCCAUGACACGGUCAUUGCGGAGUAUACUGGCGAGGGCACCAUCAGCCCCUUGAUGAUGAUCCGCCGCGGCCCGUGGAAAUAUGUCACCUGCCCUACCGAUCCACCUCAGCUCUUCCACCUGGAGCGUGAUCCCCACGAGCUCGUCAACCUUGCUCAGCUGGUCCGCAAGAAGGAGCAGUUAACGCCAGAGGAGGAAGAGGCUCGUAUCGCAUUUUCCGAUUUCGAGGCCGAGGCCGCUGAGAGAUGGGACUUCGACGCCAUUACGAAGCAGGUUUUCCUGUCACAGCGGACACGCCGCUUGGUAUGGGGGGCGUUGAACGUGGGCAAAUUCACUCCCUGGGACUACAACCCGGAUGACAAUGGCGUCAACAAGUACAUCCGCUCAUUCAUGCCCUUGGACGACCUCGAGCGGAGGGCGAGGUUCCCUGCUGUGGACGCACACGGCCGCGAGACAAGCAGCAUCAUUGCCCAUCAGGCCGGAGCCCUCGGCGAAUAG